AUGUUGCACAUUACGGUGAUUGUCGGUUUAGUUGCCGUGGUCCUUGCGGAGCCACCUAUUAGCAGUUACUCGGUCGGAGGAGGAUCUAGGGAUACAGCAGCUUACGAGUACCUCGAUAGCAUCACAAAUGGGAACUUCUUGGGUGGGAAAGUCAACAUCGCUGAUGUAGGAGAGGACCAAUUCGGUGGAUAUCCAAGCGCGACAACUUACGGCCAGGGAAAAUACGUAGCUGACAGUGGAGGUCACGAGAGCAUCGAAAGUCUUGGAAACGGCUACUCCUCUAGUGGAUAUUCCAGUAGUGGUUAUGGUGGUGGAUAUGGAGGUCAGGGAAGUCACGGUACCAGCGACAGCUACGACAGUGGAACCGGAAGUUCCUACCCAGCGAGCAGUCACGGAGAAUACAAGUACAGUGGAUAUUCAGGUGAUAGCAGCCCGGUGAAAUCUGGACAUCCCGGAUACUCUGGAGGAAGCUACAUAGGGUCCAGUCAAGGUGGAUUCUCGGGAAUCGAGCAUGGUCCUUCUUACUCCCCGUCUUACUCAUCGGGACCAACUGCUAAUUACGUAGUGACCGGCUACAAGGGAAAUAAGCAUGUAGCGAGUAGAGAAAUUCCUCACGGAAGUGGUAGGUACUCUUCCGGUGUGGCAUACUUGUCGAGCCAAAGUCAAGGCCCUGGCAGCACUUACUCCACCAGCAAUUACAUCCCACACUCGACCGGAUAUCCGACAAAAUCUCAAGGAGCCUACUUUUUGGGCGGACCAGGAAGUGGAGCAGGUGGAAGUCACAGAGGACCCGGCUAUGCCUCUUCCUACUCGUCAGGUCCGAGCUCUGGUUACAUGAUAAAAAGCCAUGGAGCGGGGCAUCCCGAAGGUAGCGGUAUCGGAAACGGAAAAGUCAUUUUCAUAAAAAGUACUAGUGGCGGUGGCCACGGAGGUAGACCGAGUUACUCCAGUGGACCGAGUUACUCCAGUGGACCGAGUUAUUCCAGUGGACAGACUUAUUCUAAUGGACCAAGUUAUUCCGGGGGAGUAAACUACUCCAGUGGACCGUAUGUUAGCAGAGCUAAUUACAAGAGCAAAGGCGGCCCCCAAGGAGGACACAGUGUCAGCUAUUCUCAAGGUAUUAGUAGCUCGGCCAGUAGUCCUUAUGUAAGUAGAUACUCGCCAGAAGUUUACAGCGGUACCGGGAAGUUUGGUCAAGGUAGCUCUUACUCCGCAUACAUGUAA
Molecule: messenger RNA, 1224 nt
Organism: Orussus abietinus
Lineage: Eukaryota; Metazoa; Arthropoda; Insecta; Hymenoptera; Orussidae
Product: keratin, type I cytoskeletal 9
Exons: 4
Coding region: 1-1224 (407 amino acids)
Source: RefSeq, a predicted model, not a curated record